AUGCCAGCAGCUUCUAAGGACAACAAUGACAUUUCUGUGGGCAUGUCCAAAAAGUGCCAAAUUGAGUCAACAGAUAGAUCUGACAAUGAGGUGACCCAAGGCCCUGCUGCUACUAGCAUGAUGAAGCAAGCUCCAAAACAGAAGCCAAAGAAAAGGAAGAAAAAGCAAGCUUCAACAUCAGAUGAUGACGAAGCUUCACAAACACAAAACAAGCAACAACCCACUGCUGAUGUCAACCACUUUUUCAAGAAGCUAAAUGUCCCUAGUAGCAACAAGAAAAAGGUGAAAUGCAAGUCAUGCUGGAUGGUACAGGAUGCAUAUCAUAAGGCAAAGGUGAACAAUUUUGAUUCAAUGCUUCCUGAUGACACCGCUGCUCACUGUGCUGCCCAAAAACCUCAACAAAGUGGCAUGUCUAACCACUUUUCGAAAGCUGAAGCUCAACCAAAGGAAGCUCUGCUGAUGCCAUACUCCAAUGAUUUGUCUCAUGAGGUCAUGAUUGAAUGGCUUAUUGAAAUGAACCAACCCAUUCAAGCCUUUGACCAUCUGAAAUUCAAGAAGAUGAUGGACAUCGCAGUAUGA
Messenger RNA from Cyclocybe aegerita, 579 nucleotides. The record is from the annotation of a GenBank genome assembly. Lineage: Eukaryota; Fungi; Basidiomycota; Agaricomycetes; Agaricales; Hemipholiotaceae.